Molecule: messenger RNA, 502 nt
Organism: Meloidogyne enterolobii
Lineage: Eukaryota; Metazoa; Nematoda; Chromadorea; Rhabditida; Meloidogynidae
Source: the annotation of a GenBank genome assembly
GCUAGUGGACAUGGAAGGGAGCCUGAAGCAAAAUGUUCUUUUCGGACGUGACGCUCGAUCAAGAACUUUAUUACAAAAUAAGUUGUGAACCUGUUAAAGGAUACUGUUUGAGAGUUAGUAACUGUUCUGUAACAACUGAUGCUCCUGGCCAAAAACCUUAUUUAAUUAUUGAUGGGAGAGGGUGUACAACAGAACCUUCCUUGUUUGAGCAUGUUCAAUAUGAAGACAACUUUACAGCAGGCAUUUACAACCCUUAUCCAAUCCGUUUUCGAAAUCAAAAAUCUGCUGUACAAUUUAAUUGUGAUACAAGUUUAGUAUUGCUUUCACAGGAUGGAAAGUGUCAACGUGAACGUUGUGUUUGGAAUGAAUACACAAAAGAAGCAAAUGAACAACAACAACAUACAAAAUAAAGUUGGGGGUAAAAGGGUAGGGGGAUGAGGGAGAACUUGAUUUUUAAAAAGUUUGUGUUAAAAAUUAAAUUAUUUUUUUUUGUAAAUAAAAA